AGCAUGCCACAGUACAAGCUGACAUACUUCAAUCUGCGAGGACGAGCAGAAAUCAGCCGCUACCUGUUUGCCUACUCGGGCAAGAAGUAUGAAGACCACAGGAUAGAAGCAGCAGACUGGCCCAAAAUCAAACCAACUAUCCCAUUCGGCAAAAUCCCCAUUCUGGAAGUAGGCGGAGUUACCAUUCACCAGAGCCUGGCAAUAGCAAGAUACCUUGCCAGAGAAUCAGGUCUGGCAGGUCAGACGCCUGUGGAACAGGCACUAGCUGAUGCCAUUGUGGACACCAUAGAUGAUUUCAUGACACUGUUCCCUUGGGCAGAGAAAAACCAGGACGUGAGAAAACAAGCAUUUGAUGAUAUCCUCACCAACAAAGCACCUGAGUUACUGAAAGAUUUGGAUACUUUCUUAGGGGAUAACAACUGGCUGGUAGGGGAGUCUGUAACGUGGGCUGAUUUCUACUGGGAUGUGUGCAGUACGACACUUCUGUCCUGUAAACCUGACCUGGCAGACAACUACCCCAGGCUUUUGGCUCUCAGAGGCAGAGUGCAAGCACUUCCAGCUAUUGCAGCCUGGAUCCAGAAAAGACCGAAAACUAUAAUGUAGAUCAGCUGUUCAGACUGGAAAACACAAAUGCAUGUUUAGUUUUCAACAUGACAAGCAUCCUAAGUUAUUAAUGUUAGAAUCAUUUAAGUUAAUUUCAGAUGGGUAUGCUAUACCAAAUCAAAAUCUACCACUUGUAUC
Messenger RNA from Pygoscelis adeliae (Adelie penguin), 741 nucleotides. It is a transcript of the gene HPGDS, whose product is annotated as hematopoietic prostaglandin D synthase. The record is from RefSeq and is a predicted model, not a curated record. Gene Ontology annotation, biological process: glutathione metabolic process. The transcript is spliced from 5 exons. Gene Ontology annotation, molecular function: glutathione transferase activity. Lineage: Eukaryota; Metazoa; Chordata; Aves; Sphenisciformes; Spheniscidae. The coding region runs from base 4 to 603 and encodes 199 amino acids.